AUGCCUGAAUCAAUCCCACCAGAGAUCGUCGACAUCUUCCUGAAAUAUGCCAUCACAUCACGACCGGCAGGGCAAGGUGCUCGUGUCAACCUCUGCGAUCUCUUGUGCGUCAACUCGGCAUGGCGUGACAUCGGCCUCGGUCAUGUCUGGUCCGACAUCGUCGUCGACCGCGCAGGGCUCGCUCGAUUCAUUGCAGCGCCACUCACAUCCAACCUUCGGCUUGUCAAGAGUUUCACCUUCUCGUCGGACCGUCCGGAUGUCCGAUGGGUAAGAGACCCAAAGAGCGACAAUGUCAUCGACCGCCCUUGCAGACGAGUCAACCAGCUCAACACGCACCUCUAUAGCCUUGCCACAAUAUUGCCUCGGAUGAGCAGUCUGCUAACUUUCUCCUUCUAUAUCAAAUCUCAACCUGCCUCAGACUCCCUCCUCAAACAAGUCGAAAUAUCGCGUUCCGCAUUACGUGAAUUGGUCGAUGCGUUGCCACUGAGUCUCGAAAACCUCGAGAUUGACACCAAGUGUUACGAUCGUCCCGUUCUCAACUACGACUCUCGACAUGUGUGUUCCGCGAUUGCCGACCGACUAUCCCGGCUACGACACGUCCGGCUGAGACUGGCCAAGUUGUGUCCAGAAUUCUUUCAACCUUCUCGGAGCCUUGAAUCCUGUGUCAUAAAUCUCCUGUGGCCGCACGGGAAAGGGCUAGCGUUUAGCUGUCGGGAGAUUUUGAGCGAGGACACACUACGGCAACGGCGGGAGGGGAAGGAGCUGUCCGCGCGAAGACGCCAGGAUCUCGUUGCGUCCCUCCCACAUGUGACGGCGACCUCACCCACACUGCGACAAUUCAACGUCAUAUCUGGCUGGACCAUCUACGAAAACGCCAUCGGACAGAUCGAGGUCAGGGAUCUUCUCGCAACUCGAACGACUGUGUACCCGUUGCAACGUCUCGACCACUCCCCGCAUGGCGACGUUUUCCUCCUGCGCCGCAGCGACACCUCAGACGUCGCAGGUCGCAUGGGAGAUAUCGAAGAACCUGUAGAGGGCAAUGCAUGGCAGACCACAACGAAGGGUUCACGGUUUCCACACGGCUACAAAACUUCUGCCAGGGGUUCAAGUCAUGAAUGGAUCCCUGUGGGCGACUUCGCGACCGCUGAGACAUGGCCAUGA
Messenger RNA from Cyphellophora attinorum, 1161 nucleotides. RefSeq lists its product as uncharacterized. Lineage: Eukaryota; Fungi; Ascomycota; Eurotiomycetes; Chaetothyriales; Cyphellophoraceae. The coding region runs from base 1 to 1161 and encodes 386 amino acids. The record is from RefSeq and is a predicted model, not a curated record. The transcript has a single exon.